Molecule: messenger RNA, 804 nt
Organism: Monoraphidium neglectum
Lineage: Eukaryota; Viridiplantae; Chlorophyta; Chlorophyceae; Sphaeropleales; Selenastraceae
Product: Chlorophyll a-b binding protein 8, chloroplastic
Exons: 8
Coding region: 1-804 (267 amino acids)
Biological process (GO): response to light stimulus; photosynthesis, light harvesting in photosystem I
Cellular component (GO): chloroplast thylakoid membrane; plastoglobule
Source: RefSeq, a predicted model, not a curated record
AUGAUGCUCAAGCACGCCGCGGCGACGACGCAGGUGUUCGGCAGCCGGGCUCGGCCCGCUGCGACCCGCAGCGUGGUGGUCCGCGCCGAGGAGGGCUCCUCUCUGGCCAAGGUCGACCGCUCCAAGGACCAGCUGUUCUUCCCCAGCGAGGCGUCCCUGACCUACCUGGACGGCUCCCUGCCCGGCGACUUCGGCUUCGACCCCCUGGGCCUGCUUGACCCGGUCAACUCUGGCGGCUUCAUCACCCCCGAGUGGCUGGCGUAUGGCGAGAUCAUCAACGCGCGGUGGGCGAUGCUGGGCGCUGCGGGCAUCAUCGGCCCGGAGAUCCUGGGCCACUACGGCCUCAUCCCCGAGGCCACCCGGGUCGACUGGUGGCGCACCGGCGUGAUCCCGCCGGCGGGCACCUACGACAACUACUGGACCGACCCCUACACCCUCUUUGCUAUUGAGGUGGUGCUGAUCCAGUUUGCGGAGCUGAAGCGCCUGCAGGACUUCCGCUACCCCGGCUCCCAGGGCAAGCAGUACUUCCUCGGCAUCGAGAAGGUGUUUGAGGGCAGCGGCAACCCGGCCUACCCCGGCGGCCCCUGGUUCAACAUGUUCAACCUGGGCAAGACCGAGGCCGAGCUCAACACCCUGAAGCUCAAGGAGAUCAAGAACGGCCGCCUGGCCAUGCUCGCGGUGUUCGGCUUCGGCGCGCAGGCCAUCGCCACCCAGAAGGGCCCCUACCAGAACCUCCUGGACCACCUGGCCGACCCCACCGGCAACAACAUCCUCACCAACUUCGCCAAGGUCCUCAGCCUCUGA